Messenger RNA from Prunus mume (Japanese apricot), 1233 nucleotides. NCBI's taxonomy places the organism in Eukaryota, Viridiplantae, Streptophyta, Magnoliopsida, Rosales, Rosaceae. The record is from RefSeq and is a predicted model, not a curated record.
AUGGGCUUUGAGAAGUGUUGGGCCUUGGUCUUCUCAAGCUUUUCUUUAAACGGUUUGGAUCAGCUGUUCGGUUUCUCAUUCGGUCUUUCUAGUCUGAACAUUUGUCAAUCCUUGAGCAACGUCUUGAGUUGGAAUGAACAUUUGUCAAUCCUUGAGCAACGUCUUGAAUUGGAAACUGGUGACCGCGACCGUUGUGCUGUUCUCUUGGUUCUGAAAUCGUUGAGCACGGUCGAAAUAAGGGUUGAGGAAGAAGAAAAGUGUGUGGGGUUGACGUCCAGAGAAACAGGGGUUGGAAAUGACUCACGAGGGUUAAAUUGCAAGAAUUGCGAAAUGGAUUGUGAAGGACAGGUGACACCAAAAGUAAGGUCGGAGUUGAAACCAAAAUUGGGACUUGAAUUUGAUUGCUGUGACAAUGUGUUCAAUUUCUAUAAUACGGGUCCCGUUGAUAUCCCGGUUGGUGAAGAUGAUGACUCUAAGUAUUACCUUUCACCAACUUUCAAAUUUGAACAAUGCUUGGUUAAAGGUUGCCACAAGAGGCUACGUAUCGUUCAUACUAUAGAAUUCAGCAAUGGUGGUUCAAGCAUACAGAUAAUGAGAGUUGCUGUUUAUGAAGAACAGUGGGUUAGUCCUGCCAAUCUUCCUGACCCAAGUGAUCUGGAGUUCGAUUUGAAACCAUUUUCUCAGCGCAAACGAACCCGACCAUCAGAGCUGACUGGGUCAUGGAAGGUGUUUGAGGUCAGUGGCACUCCAGUAUUUGGUGAGGAGAUAGACCAGAUGGUAAUGGAGCAAAACGAUAGUACUCCGUAUGUCUUAUCUUUGCACAGAAACUCUAAAGAAGAGGAGCUUGCCGGGGAAUCCAGCUUACUUUGGAGAAGAAGAGAUGCUAGACAUGCAAGAUGUGACUAUGCUUUGGCUUCCGGGUGGUGUCACGGCCUAUGUUGAUGUAAACCAGGAUGGCAUCCUUUGCAUUGGAGUCGGAUGGUACUCAGAUGAAGGGAUCAACCUUGCUAUGGAGAGGGAUUAUGGAGUAGAUGGGAAACUCAAGGAGGUCCGAUCAAAGUCGGAGGUAAAAAGAAGGUGGUCUGAUCCACUACCUGUGUAAAUUUUCCUUGAAAACAGUUUUGGUUUGUUUCUUUGUACUGAUUAUUACUUCCCCCCGUUGGAUAGUAAUUGCUUGUGUAUUAUCUCCAUCAGAUCAAAAAAGAAACAACACAAUGAAUGUUCAAAAAUUUA